CACCCCAUAGACAUCAAAUUUAAUUUUGGCCCCAAAACUCUACUCACGCUCUCGUUGGGUCUUCUCCACAUUACUCUCCAGUCUCCACCACGUGCUUCCCUCUCUUUCUCUCUCAUCGCCGUCACCACCACCUCUAGAUUCGAGAAAGAGAGGCGAAGACAGCAAAUCGACGCCACCGUCAACCUCACCUCACUCCGAAUUUGAAUUGAUUUUGACUGAGCUGACUCGAUGACUUCGAAUUCCGAUUUGGUGCGCACAAUUGAGUCGGUGCUAGGCGUUUCUCUCGGCGAUUCGGUUUCGGAUUCGCUGAUUCUGAUCGUGACGACCUCAGUUGCAAUUAUAAUAGGGCUUUUGGUGGUUCUGUGGAAGAAAUCGUCGGAUCGGAGCAAGGAGGUGAAGCCGUUGGUGGUGCCUAAGUUGUUGGUGAAUGAUGAGGAGGAAGAUGAUGUUGCCUCCGGCAAGACUAAGGUCACUGUGUUCUUCGGGACUCAGACUGGAACUGCUGAGGGAUUUGCUAAGGCACUGGCCGAGGAGAUAAAGGCAAGGUAUGAAAAAGCAGCUGUCAAAGUUGUUGAUCUGGAUGACUACGCAAUGGAUGAUGAUCAGUAUGAGGAGAAGCUGAAGAAAGAGACCCUUGCAUUUUUCAUGCUGGCAACUUACGGAGAUGGAGAGCCAACUGACAAUGCUGCAAGGUUCUACAAAUGGUUUACCGAGGGUAAAGGCGAGAGAAGUGAGACCUGGCUUAAACAGCUCACAUAUGGAGUUUUUGCCCUGGGUAACAGGCAGUAUGAGCAUUUUAAUAAGAUAGGCAAAGUUGUUGACGAUGACCUUAGUGAACAAGGUGCGAAGCGUCUUGUUCCAGUUGGACUAGGUGAUGAUGAUCAAUCCAUUGAGGAUGAUUUUUCUGCCUGGAAAGAAUCUUUGUGGCCUGAGUUAGAUCAGUUGCUCCAAGACGAGGAUGAUCUAAAAACUGUUUCUACUCCCUAUAGAGCUGCUAUUCCUGAAUAUCGAGUAGUGAUUCAUGACCCCGCUGCCACAUUACCCUAUGAUAGUCACCUCAACAUGGCAAAUGGGAAUGCUGUUUUUGAUAUUCAUCAUCCUUGCAGGGGGAACGUUGCUGUUCGGAAGGAGCUUCACAAACCUGAGUCUGACCGUUCUUGCAUACAUUUGGAGUUUGAUAUAUCAGGGAUUGGCAUAACAUAUGAAACUGGAGACCAUGUGGGUGUUUAUGCUGAGAAUUGUGCUGAAACUGUUGAAGAAGCUGGGGAGUUGUUGGGUCAGAAUUUAGAGCUGCUGUUUUCUCUUCACACUGAUAAUGAGGAUGGCACUCCCCUAGGAGGUUCUCUGCCACCUACAUUCCCAGGUCCUUGCACACUGCGCACUGCAUUAUCGCGUUAUACAGAUCUCUUGACCCCCCCGCGAAAGGCUGCUCUAGUUGCAUUAGCUGCUCAUGUUUCUGAACCUAGUGAAGCAGAAAAAUUGAAGUUCCUCUUAUCUCCUCAGGGGAAGGAUGAGUACUCCAAAUGGGUGAUUGGAAGCCAGAGAAGUCUACUUGAAGUGAUGGCGGAGUUUCCAUCAGCAAAACCUCCCCUCGGUGUGUUUUUUGCUGCCAUAGCCCCUCGUUUACAGCCUCGUUAUUAUUCUAUUUCAUCCUCUCCUAGGUAUGCCCCACAAAGGGUACAUGUAACUUGUGCCUUGGUUUGUGGUCCAACGCCUACGGGCAGAAUUCACAAAGGAGUAUGUUCAACCUGGAUGAAGAAUGCUAUUCCCUUAGAGGAAAAUCGGGAUUGCAGCUGGGCUCCCAUUUUUAUUAGGCCAUCAAAUUUCAAGCUACCAGCUGAUCAUUCGAUUCCUAUUAUUAUGGUUGGGCCUGGUACUGGUUUGGCACCUUUUAGGGGAUUUUUACAGGAAAGAUUUGCCCUCAAAGAGGAUGGUAUUGAACUUGGGCCUGCGAUACUCUUCUUUGGAUGCAGGAACCGUCGAAUGGAUUUUAUUUAUGAGGACGAGCUAAACAAUUUUCUGGAACAAGGUUCUCUGUCAGAGUUGAUAGUUGCAUUCUCCAGAGAGGGGUCUGAAAAGGAGUAUGUUCAACACAAGAUGAUGGAUAAAGCAGCAUAUCUGUGGAGUCUGAUUUCUCAGGGAGCUUAUCUUUAUGUCUGUGGUGAUGCCAAGGGUAUGGCGAGAGAUGUUCAUCACACUCUUCAUACCAUUGUCCAACAGCAGGAAAAUGUGGAGUCAUCAAAGGCAGAGGCUAUAGUGAAAAAACUUCAGUUGGAUGGACGUUAUCUUAGGGAUGUGUGGUGAUUUUUCUGAUUGUUCAUCUGUCUGGAUUGUGGCAUCCUUGCUAUUUGAUUUGUUAUAUUCAAGAUUGGCAGAGGGAUAUUUUUGAGGACUAAUAUCUGCUUUUAGGUAAUUUUGGGACACUGCUGGUGGAGGCCAAACAGGUUUCCUUGAGUAGAAAAUAAUUUUCUGGGCAUUUGUCUCUCUUUUCUAUUAUCUUUAUAUUCUCUUAUGAUAGGUUAGAUCCUUCUGAGUAGGAUUAUUUUAGGAGACUGAUAAUGUCAGAGAUUGGUCACAGCACAUACAGGUUACAGUGAAUGGUCAUGUAUAAUUAAGUGUAGAAAUUGGCAACGAAUAUUUAUUUUUAUUCACACAACUCAGGUACUUUUUAAAAUAAAACGGAUUUUCAAUAAAUAUAGUUUCAGAAAGAUUUUUCAA
Molecule: messenger RNA, 2718 nt
Organism: Lotus japonicus
Lineage: Eukaryota; Viridiplantae; Streptophyta; Magnoliopsida; Fabales; Fabaceae
Product: NADPH--cytochrome P450 reductase
Exons: 18
Coding region: 229-2304 (691 amino acids)
Cellular component (GO): cytosol
Molecular function (GO): NADPH-hemoprotein reductase activity; FMN binding; flavin adenine dinucleotide binding
Source: RefSeq, a predicted model, not a curated record